GAUGUUGGAAGAAGGCUUCCGUCUCACUGAUGUUCUUUCAGGGGUCUCUACGCUAAAUUACAGUGCAGGAUCAUUACAAUGAUCUCACGGGAAACUCUAACUUUAUUUUCACUGCUCUCUGGCUUUCAAGCAUACAAGCACAGCUUCUCAUUCAAACAAUCUGCGAUACAACAACCAGAAUCCUCUGCAACGGACGUUCCUAUGUUCGAGAAUGUUGUCCUCGAAAUCAGCCUGCAUGUCACAAUGUCAGCCUUGUGCACCAGAUCUCUACCUCUGUAUCGACCAUACGAACUUGCCCCAGACCGACAAUGCGAAGACGAGUCUGCGAACAUUGUUCGGCAAAUUGUAAGAACAAUCAAAAUCUGCUUCAGCAAAAAACAGCGUUUCACCACCGCCUACCUCCUUCUCCUUCCUUGUCACCGACUCUUCUGACACACUUUCAAACCAUCUUCAAAGCACACCACAGAUUCAUAGCUGUAUCUCGACGACAUCUGCGAAAUCAUCCCGUGUGGGGGACACCAACAAUCACAAGGACAAGAUUACAUUGGGUUGGGGCAGAAUGCUGAAGAUGGUAUAUUAUGGGCAGACCAUGGCUCCUGAACCGCUUCUUACUCGAGACCAAGUGCGAAGCCUGA
Molecule: messenger RNA, 635 nt
Organism: Mollisia scopiformis
Lineage: Eukaryota; Fungi; Ascomycota; Leotiomycetes; Helotiales; Mollisiaceae
Exons: 2
Coding region: 79-432 (117 amino acids)
Source: RefSeq, a predicted model, not a curated record